UGUAUAAUAUGGCUGAAAAGAGUUUUCUAUCUGAUCUGACACGCAUCCAAUUUUAUCACAACUCUUGACGGUCAUUUAGGACUUUUUAACUUAUUUAAGACCGUGUUUAUGUCGUCACUUUUGCUCUUUGUCCAUUAAAGCGCAAAAUUAAAAUGGGAUGCUGGUUUAAUUGUUAAAUAUUUUUAAUAUGUUAAACUGCAAAAAAAAAUUAGCCACACAAUGAACACAUUCAUUUUGACAGCCUUAGUGAUAAUGUAUCCCCAAUCUCUCAGAGAGGGGCGCCUCUGCCUGGUGAAGAAAGGCAGCUGCCCUGGUCUUUGGCCCAGAGACUUGAUCCACCAGUCGAGAGAAGCCCACGCUGGAUCCCUCCCUGGAAACGAGGGCUGGGCAGGGCAGACCUACCGAAGGCUGUCAACAGCAGUCUUCAGUCGGACAAACCUCCUGGUGGUGGACGAGGGAGAGGACACGGCCGCAGCAGCAGAUCCCAGCGUCGGUCUCAAAAACCUGAUCCUGUGUCACUCGUGUCGAAGCCCAAUGGAGAUGAGAUCAGCACUGCAUCAAUAGAUGAUCCACAGUUGGGCCACAUAAUGAAGAACAGCUCUCAGGCUAACACUGGCUCAAAGCGUCAGCAGAAAAGAAAGAAAACCUUGGCUCAGGUGGACGAGGGGAAAACUGAACUGGAGAAGAUGCCCAACAAUAAAGAGGCCACACUUGAACUUCAGGGUGACAACAAAGUAAUGAUUGGAAGCCCCUUGAGGAAAGUGUGGAUCCCGCUAUCCGUGUACAAGGAGGUGUUUCAGCAGGUGGAGCCUCAGAAGGCUGUUGUGCAGGUGCUUCACGCUCUCUUCCCCAUCAGCACACUGUCCUGCAGUGCAGUCACAGGAAACCCUGUCAAAGGCAUCCAGCAACUCGACCCCAACAAAAUAGAAGCCCUUCGUGAGUUUCUGGCUGAGAUGUACCCACAGUUUGACGUCGGCGUGAGGGGUGUGUCGUGGGCACAGUGUCUUGGAGUGAUAAAUAAUGUCACCAAAGACCUAAAGAAAAAAGCUGAAAAAACAUCACAUCUGCCAACAGAGGUGUGUCUACUAGUUUUCUGCUAG
This is a messenger RNA of Carassius carassius (crucian carp), 1100 nucleotides long. RefSeq names its product BEN domain-containing protein 2-like. Lineage: Eukaryota; Metazoa; Chordata; Actinopteri; Cypriniformes; Cyprinidae. The record is from RefSeq and is a predicted model, not a curated record. The transcript is spliced from 3 exons. Bases 588 to 1100 code for a protein of 170 amino acids. Gene Ontology annotation, molecular function: DNA binding.